Messenger RNA from Andrographis paniculata, 1011 nucleotides. RefSeq lists its product as uncharacterized. Gene Ontology annotation, molecular function: nucleic acid binding. The record is from RefSeq and is a predicted model, not a curated record. Lineage: Eukaryota; Viridiplantae; Streptophyta; Magnoliopsida; Lamiales; Acanthaceae. Bases 1 to 1011 code for a protein of 336 amino acids. The transcript has 4 exons.
AUGACUGAGGUAGUCAAGAAAGAAGUGUUAGAGCUCCUCGAUGCUGGUAUCAUCUAUCCUAUCUCCGAUAGUAGGUGGGUGAGCCCGGUUCAAGUAAUUCCCAAGAAAGCUGAAGUAACAGUGGAAGAGACUCGAGAAGGAGAAAAUCUCCCUGACUUCUCCAAGAUCGGAGCACCAUUGUUUCACCUCAUGCGGAAGGAUGUAGUAUAUGAGUUCAAUGAUAAUUGCAAAAAGACAUUUGAAGCACUGAAGGAGCGUCUCACAACCCCACCAAUUAUUCGACCUCCGAAUUGGGAUUUUCCCUUCGAGCUGAUGUAUGAUGCAAGCGAUACUGCAGUGGGAGCCGUUCUAGGGCAACGAGUUGGGAAAGCUUCUCAUGUCAUCUACUAUAAAGGAACUGAAAAUUUGGUAGCUGAUCACUUGAGUCGCAUACCCGUGGAGUCGGAUGCAAUACCUGUUCGAGAGUCUUUUCCUGACGAACAACUUCUCUCUAUUGCAACUACAUGCCCUUGGUAUGCUGAUAUUGUUAAUUACUUAGUUACUAACGAGUUCCCUACCUUUGGAAGUGAUGCAAAAUACUACAUUUGGGAUGACCCUACCUUUGGAAGCGAUGCCCUGAUCAAAUCAUUCGAAAGUGCGUUAAUGAAGGAUGUGGAUCAAUCCGCCUCGCUAACCCGUUUUGACAGGUCUACUUUUGUAAUAAAACCAUGGCUGCUUUUUUCGGAAAUAUGGCGUACUUCACAAGGUGCAACUUCAUAUCAUCCUCAAACGAAUGGAAAAGCAGAAAUCUCCAAUCGUGAAGUCAAGUUUAUCUUGGAGAAAACAGUUCAACUGAACAGAAAAUAUUGGAGCUCGAGACUCGAUGAUGCUCUGUGGGCAUACCAAACAACAUACAAGACACCAAUAAGGAAGUCACCAUUUCGAUUGGUGUAUGGAAAUCCUUGCCAUUUACCUGUGGAAAUUAAACACAAGGAAUUUUGGGAAGUGAAAAAGUGCAAUAUUCAUCUUUAA